This is a messenger RNA of Puntigrus tetrazona (Sumatra barb), 2991 nucleotides long. It is a transcript of the gene fastkd3, whose product is annotated as FAST kinase domains 3. NCBI's taxonomy places the organism in Eukaryota, Metazoa, Chordata, Actinopteri, Cypriniformes, Cyprinidae. Gene Ontology annotation, molecular function: RNA binding. Gene Ontology annotation, biological process: regulation of mitochondrial mRNA stability; mitochondrial RNA processing. The coding region runs from base 826 to 2838 and encodes 670 amino acids. The transcript is spliced from 6 exons. Gene Ontology annotation, cellular component: ribonucleoprotein granule; mitochondrial matrix. The record is from RefSeq and is a predicted model, not a curated record.
UACAAUAUUGUGUUUUUCUUUUUUCUAAUUUGGUUACUCCAAAUUUUAUGAUGAACUGGCUGUUUCAGUGCCUUUUUUUACAACAGGAAUAUCUGAAUCAGGGAGUCUUUUCAGGGUUCACUUCAUGGUUUCUAAGGGCUUUAAAUGUAAGGAGUUGAGGUCACUCGUUUUAGGUGUUUAUAAAAAUGUGAUGCUUCAUUUCUCAAUGCGAGGGUAUAAGCCCUGGCCGCGCUUAGAAAUCUAGUCCAUAAAGAUACUGAAGCCCUGCCAGAGUCCAGAAUGCACCGGGAACAAAUCUUACUGCUGGCGAUGCGAAUCUUAUGGCAGGUUUUUGCUAACCAACUGAUACUAGGGACUGAUUCUGAUUCACCUUGAUCUCACCGUCUUCCAGUAGACUACAGAAGUAGUUUUUAUUUGUGUCAGAAAGACAGUUCAGAUCAGCAGCUGGUUUCUUGAAAAAGCUUCCAAGGCAUGAUGAUUCAGUCACAAGUUUGUGUAGAGAGGCCGAGUUCUUCUGUUUGAGCGUCUUUGAGUGCUAGCUGCUUUUUUCAGCUGCGCAGUGGCCAUAGCAAGACAUGUUCAGAGUGACUGCUUUUAGUAUAUUUAGUAUAUUAUAAACAGGCACAGCUUUUUCUCUUUCUCUAAAUCCCAUUCUUGAACAAACUGAUUCAGGCCAAUGACAAAAUGUUCCUUCUGGAUUGGAGUAACCCUUGAAGGCUUGAAGGAGAGAGUGGGAGAAAAAAAGAAAGCAUUGUUUAGUUUUAAAACUCAUCAACAGGAAAAGCAGAAAUAUUUCACUAGUUGUGAUCACUAGUUAAGUAGACCAUGAUGUUUAACGUUAACGUUCAUGUUCUGCAGAUUAAGGAUAUGAUGGCGCUUUUGGUGAUGGCCAGAACGCUACCACUGAGGCAGCAUUUCCUGAGCUAUUUGGACGAAUGGUUCCUUCAGUCUCUGAAAGCGUGUGCUGGUAAGCCUCCGUCUUCUUCCCAUCUCCGAACCUCUACCGUCUGCUUUUCCUCAUGUUCCAGCCUCGGUCCAAGGGGUGCAUGCGCCGCAGAACGAGACUCGGUGUUCCUCGCCGCCAGAUCUUCUCGCCCUUACCAGGAGCUCCUCCCCAGUGGAACUGCUCUGUCUCUGUUGCACUACCUGCCUUCUGACGAAGACCGCGCUUUUAUGAAACGACUCGCCUCGUGUACUUCGUCUCAGCAAGUUCUUCGCCUCUUGCGAUCUCACCCUUACCUCUCAGGUGCAACGGCAGCAUCGAUACUUCACCGGCUCGCGGACCUGGAGCACCAUUCCACGCACGAUCUAUCAGAUGCUCUGCUGUCCGAUGCGGGCCUUAAUAAACUUUGUCAAACCCUGGAGCACGAUUCAGCAGGAUUGCAGGAUGAGGUAUUGGUCAGAGCUCUCCUGGGCUGUACGCGUCUCUACCUUGACCCUCACAGCAGCCUAGUGCUAAAGCUGGUGUCCGAGAGUCGAAAGAGACUGAAUUUGGAGCGGCUCGGCGUCGAAACGCUGUGUGGGUUAUCAAGGGCUUUAUUUGCGUUGGAAGGACCUAACAGCGGCGUUCUAAAACAGGCUAUGAGUCAGAUCCAAAGUAAAGAUACGGGUCAGUGGAAUAUGGCAGAGCUAGUCGCUGCUUACUCGAUGCUUUCAACAGGUUUGGGUGAAGAUGAUUGCUAUCAGGAGCUUCUAAAUAAAAUGAACGCUCGGGCACGUCAGUUAGCGCCACUAAUGGGCCCAAGCAUGAUUAGUGAAAUUCUAGCCGCUUUAUUAAAAUCGAGACAUAAUAAAGCAUUGCCGCUCGUAAUUGCACUUUGCAAGCAAGCUGUCCAUCACGUGAAAAACUUUGCAGACGAGGAACUGACUGUGGUGCUGUCUGCACUCAUGCACUACGGACACAAUGACCACUUUCUGGUGGUAGCUCUCGAGCGCCACGUGCCCAAGGUCGCCUUCACUGCUCAUCCAGAGACCGUUACCAAGGUGAUGCAGUUUUUCCGGAGAUGGCGCAUUCUUUCUCCACCCGUUUUUAACACGGUGGCUGAGAGCUUCUUGUAUCGUGCUGAGGAGUACUCGACGUGCCAGGUGUCGCAACAGAUCGCCGCUCUGGGAGCGUUGGGAUACCUGCCACCUGAUGCCGGGAGGUUGUUCCAAAAAGUGGAGUCCGUUUUGCAUGCCCGCUUUUCCCAAUUUCAUCCCAGAGCCCUGCUAGACCUACUGUAUGCCUGUACCCUUCUACAGAGAUAUCCACUUAAUUUUGUCUCAAAAGUCUUCAGUCCUUACUUCAUGCAGCAGCUACAGGGGGAGGAGGGCAGCAGGAUAGAUCACAAAGUGCUUGAACAGCUGACCCAACUUUACAUGACUGUAAAACUUGAGUGUCCGUUUUACGACGGACCACGACUUCCGCAGAAGUUUCAAGUCAAGUCAUUUUUGGAUUUGGAGACUCCGGUCCAGCCUCACUUCUACAACGCUGUGAGGUCCGCUCUGGUGGAUCUGCUCGGGGCUCAGUCGUUCUUUGCUUCCAGAGUACUCACACCGUAUUGUUAUACGCUAGACAUUGAGAUAAAACUAGAUGAAGAAGGCUACGUCUUGCCUGCUUCGCAUAGAGAUCAGGUUUAUAAAAGAAUUGCUCUCUGUAUUGAUGGGUCUAAGCGCUUCGCAGCUAAUUCAGACAAACUGCUAGGCAAGGAAUCCAUCAAGCAGCGGCACCUGAGGAUUCUGGGAUAUGAAGUUGUCCAGAUUCCAUACUCUGAAUUUGAGACACUCAAGAAUAAAAAAGAGGCCGUGGAAUAUCUGCACAAGAAGAUCUUUCCUCACAGCUACAGACUCAGCUGGUGAUCUCUAGAUUACCAAAUAAAAAAAAACUAAUGAAUUGUAGAUCAAUAUGUAUACAGAAGUUUGUGUACAGAAAUUAUAUUGAUUUGUGAACAGAUUGUAUGUAAAUUAUAUUUAUUUAUGCUUUCAAUAAAGUGUAUUGCAGUACAAAGUAAA